CAAGUGCCCAACACACUUGAGAAAAUGGCCUUCAAUCCUUCCUCCGAAGAUGAAAAGCGUGCAGUGGUGAAUCCUAAGAAUUUGAGGUUCACCCAGCUCGAUAUUGCCCCUUCUUUCACCGAUCCUGAGCACCCCAAAGUUAAAGAAGCGAUCUCUCUGAUCCUUCGACACCAGUUGGAUCCAGCAGUGUUCGGUGAACUCACUGUGCACCGAGACAAACAAUUAGGCGUUGUGUGGUGUGAGAGCAACCGGCGUCUGUAUGUUCUCAGAAAGGCUGGAGUUCCUUCUGUGCGUGUCAAAUUUGUGAACAACGACUACAUGUCUCGACGAAUGAAAGAUGCAGAUAAGAUUACGCUGAAUGAUCCAGACUUCAUGCCCACGAUCAGAGGUGAACCAUCGGGUGUAAUCCUGCCACCGUCCACUGAAGAAGACCAAACGGGGAUUUCUCUGUUAGGACUUGUAGGCGUUGCUUCUGCUGCUCUUGUGGCUGGUUUUUGGGGAUGGCAACGAAGAUGAUGAUGACGAUGGCAAUAAAAAGUAGUAUUUGGGAUCUAAUUUUCUGCAACCUAGUUAAAAAUUUGGGUAUGGGUUUUGAGUGCCUAGAUUAAUGUUGUAAGUUUGAAGCGUCUCUGGUGGGGAUCUAACACAGAAUUCAGUCUGUCUCAACCUGAAUUAAUCUGUGGUGGGUACUUUGUCAGAGUAGCGUAUUUUGUGAGACUGUGUGAAGAAAUCUAAAUGUAGUAUUUUGAUAUUAAUCCAUAAUUACAAUGAAAACGAUUUAGAACUUU
This is a messenger RNA of Cryptomeria japonica (Japanese cedar), 788 nucleotides long. RefSeq lists its product as uncharacterized. Bases 25 to 516 code for a protein of 163 amino acids. The transcript has a single exon. The record is from RefSeq and is a predicted model, not a curated record. Lineage: Eukaryota; Viridiplantae; Streptophyta; Pinopsida; Cupressales; Cupressaceae.